This is a messenger RNA of Epinephelus moara (kelp grouper), 5854 nucleotides long. It is a transcript of the gene ptar1, whose product is annotated as protein prenyltransferase alpha subunit repeat containing 1. Gene Ontology annotation, cellular component: cytoplasm. Gene Ontology annotation, molecular function: protein prenyltransferase activity. The transcript has 7 exons. Lineage: Eukaryota; Metazoa; Chordata; Actinopteri; Perciformes; Serranidae. The record is from RefSeq and is a predicted model, not a curated record. Gene Ontology annotation, biological process: protein prenylation. Bases 12 to 1421 code for a protein of 469 amino acids.
GUGCCAUAAAGAUGGCGGAGUCGGAGGAGGAGGUGGACGUCUUGGUCCAGAGAGUUGUCAAAGACAUCACCAACGCCUUCAAGAGAAACCCCAACAUUGACGAGAUUGGCGUGAUCCCGUGUCCAGAGGCACGCUACAACCGCAGUCCCAUUUUGUUGGUGGAGAACAAGCUGGGUGUUGAGAGCUGGUGUGUCAAGUUCCUGCUGCCGUAUGUCCACAACAAGCUGCUGCUCUACCGCCAGCGCAAACACUGGCUGGAGAGGGAAGCUUUAGCGGACAUCACCUGCACUGUGUUGCUGCUUAACCCGGACUUCACCACCGCCUGGAAUGUCAGGAAGGAGCUAUUGCAGUGUGGAGUUCUUAACCCAGAGAAGGACCUCUACCUGGGCAAGCUCGCCCUCACCAAAUUUCCCAAGAGCCCAGAGACGUGGAUACACCGACGCUGGGUGCUGCAGCAGAUCCUGCGUCAGUUCUCUGCUGUGGGCCGCAGCGGGAAGCAUCAGCAGGAUGAAGCCGAGCAGGCUGACGCAGAGAGGAGCCAGCAGCUCAGUGAUCAUCUCUCCAGAACGCUCCAUCAAGAGAUGAAGGUAUGCUCUGAUGCUGCCUGCCGCUAUCCCAGCAACUACAAUGCCUGGUCCCACCGCAUCUGGGUAUUGCAGCACAUGGCCAAGGGCAAUGUCAAGGUUUUCCAUGAUGAGCUGUCCUCUAUGCGUCUGUGGGUGUCCAUGCAUGUGUCUGACCACAGUGGCUUCCACUACCGCCAGUUCCUGCUCAAGGAGCUGAUCACUGAGCUCUCCCAGACUCCAGCUUCCAUCACCAGUUCACCCCAGCACAGGUGCAGCACAGUCCCUAGCAGCAGUCCCCAGCAUCACAGCCACAGCCAGGCUAAUGGGGAGCUGUCAGGUGCAGAGGCAGCAGGUGAGGAGGAGAGGCAGCUCAACUACACUACAGUCCUUCAGCUCUUCCACCAGGAGAUAGAGCUGUGCUCAGACUUGAUCCAGUCUUUCCCCGGUCACGAGACACUCUGGAGUCACAGGCGGCAUGUCUUCUACUUGUGGCACCACUGGAGGAGGGAACACCAGCACCACUGCAGCAGCAACGGAGGCAGCAAUUCGGUCCACCUUAACAACAGUGACCCAGUCCUGCCAAACAUCGCUGUUCAAAGCUGUACAGGCAGGGGGGAGAGUGUGAACGGACAGAGGCAUGCUACUGAAGCUAUGGAAGUAGAUGGGGCGGCCUUGCCAGACCCACGUGACAGCAAGCGACUUAAGAGAGGAGUCCUGCUGCCCAGCCCCCCCGCCCUGCCCUCUGAGCACAGCUUCGUGAGCGGUAUCCUGGACAGCUGCUCUAGCCCCGAGCAGAGACGUUUUGCCCUGGCAUACAAGAAGUGGUUAGACACUGUCAUUGGUCAGCAGCCUUGAGAGAGGGAGAGGAACAGUAAGCCCCAUCAAUCUUUCUCAACAUUGAAGUUGCCUUUAGACACAGAUUUAGGAUCAGCUUACCUACCUGUAGUGCUGACUUUAACUAAUAGUGCUUCAGAUGCAGUGAUGACUUUAGAAAGCAGUCAUGGUUCAGCGUGGUAACCAUCCUGUUCUCCUGGCAGUGAGUAGAGAGGACGGGGUUUUAGAGUCAGGACAUUUUGACGACACCCAGUGUGUUCUUCGUCAGAAACAUCUGGAUUCUCUUGAGCUUCAUCUGAGCCAGUACCCCUUCAGAAUGGAAAUCUGCACACAUAUAAAGCCUGUAGGCUCACUAUGUGUCUGUUGGUAGAUUCUGCUCUUGUUUCAGGUGUCUCAAUGCCUCAGGUCAAAUUGCCACUGCUUUUUUUUAAUGCCAUUUUGGCAUUCUUCAGCACAUCUUCAUUUCUGAUCAAAUAUUUCAACAAAGAAACUAAAUGAAGCCGCCACAGGAGGAAGAACAAUGUCUUUGCAGAGGUGAGUCUGACUCACCAGAAAUCACAGGUUUUAUUACAAAAUGGCCAGUAUUGUAUACAUAAACAAGACAUUUGAUAAUAAUAUGAAAUAAAUAGUUGCGUGAAUAAAUAUAGUAGAAUAUAUAAAUGACCCAAUAAAUGGUGACGUAAUAAAUUAUCAAAACUCAGUUAAUUAUCAUGAAGUGUUAUGUCAUAAUUCUUAUUUGAACAAUAAAAGUUUUAUUCAGUUCAUUUUUUAUUUCAAAUUUCCUGUCAUUUCAAAAGUCUAUUUUCAUAAGUGAUAUCAGUCCCUCUAGGAUGUUUGCAAUGUUGUGAUCACAACAAUUGGCGCAAAUUCAGCCAGUCCCCAUGCAUUAUACACAACCUUGCAAUUUUGCCCAGUCACUGCAACUUUACUGCAAAUUUGACUGUUUAAACCAGAUAAAAUAUAAUUUCACUCUGAAGCUGCAUGGAGCUAAUCGAUUCGCUCAACCCCUCUCUGUUUAUCAUGAGACUGCUGCUGCAGGACCGGAGCUCUGUGCCUGGGACAGAGUCACACACACACACACACACACUGACAGGGCUAAUUGUUAGCGUAUCAUGGCUAACAUUACCCUUCAGUUAACAAGUUUAAUAACAGAACUGAACUGUCUCGGUGUCAGUGUGAGAUUAACGGCUCGGUGUCAGAUGUUAAUAGCUACUGCGGGUUUUCUGCCCAAUUGGCAGAAUAUGACAAGCAGAGAUGACUGUCAUUGUGCUGUAUUAGCACAUCACAGUGUCAGUCCAUUAGCGCUGUGUCGAACGGCAGAAAUCUGUUACAGUCGGCGACCCCGCACCAUCAUAAAUAGAUUCUAAUUCUGUGGGAAACAGUGAAUGCUCAUAAUAAUAAGCUCAGAAUCUGUGACAGCAUCACAACUAUUUUUGCAAUUUUUAUUUGGCCCUUUAAUUUCAGUGCAAAUAAACACCUGAAAACAUUGCAAUUGUUGCAAUGCAUCACAAUUUUUUUUUUUUUUUUUUACAAAAAGCUGCCAUAAAGUCAGACCUUUCAGGCCACAGCAAUCCCAAAAACAGCCAGAGAAAUCCUGGAGGGACUCUGAUAUGCUGAAAGCUGAGUGGGCGGGGAGUUGCGACAACAAUAAUGUCAUGAAAAGUGCCAUUAUUGAAUAAAAAUACAUUUAAAAGUGGCAUUUUCAGCUUUAAUGUAGGACAAAUUAUUUUCAGUACAAAUUGUUACUAUACAAGUGAGAAAUAUCAUGAUCAAUAAUGAUGAUAUUAUAAUUAUUAUUAUUAUUAUUAUUAUUAUUUUCGUUUUGUUUUUUUGGGGGGGGUUUUUUUGGUCCUUUUGGAGUUAGAGGUCUAGUGUGUAGGAUUUAGUGGCAUCUAGUGGUGAGGUUGCAGAUUGUAACCAACUGAAACGUCUCGUGUGGUAAGCGUCUAGGAGAACUAUGGUGGCCAAGGCGAAAAAGAGAAGUCACAGCGUCAUAUUGCGUCAUAUCAUAGGGGUACAACACAUGAGCAGUAAAGGCUGGUCUGCACUUACUGAAAGGCUCAAUAGCUGGCACUGUCAUAUAAUAUGGCAUUGGCCUUAGGUCGGAAUAUAUUUUAUACGAAAAGUUAAGAUACGGGUGAGAAUUACAAUUCUGCAAUCACUAAAAAGUCAUCCAGCCUAGUGUUCCCUAAGAACUUCUGUCAGGCCAAGCACACCAAAGGAGGCCAAUGACUCAUCUAUGCUCAACAUAAGAUAUGGAAACUGAUGCAGCCUUCUGUUUGUACUUUGCGUUCAUUUUGUCCGAGUGCACAUUUUCUGAAAGCUUACGAAUUGGAUGAAAUGAAGCAGUACCACUGGAGGUCUUGGAUUCAGUUGGUGUAGUUCAGAAGAUGAUAAAGAUACACACAGCACAUUUUAAAGUAACCAAAAUACAGCGAUAAGUGAUUAUACACCAAUGAAAACACAGUUAUGAAUAUUAUACAAUUUUUUUCUGAUAGAUCCUAAAUCCUACACACUGGACCUUUAAUUAAACCUUUUUAGAACAGAAUAGAAUGACACUGGCUUUGAUUAAAUGUCUUUCUGAUACAAUUGGAAUCCUUUUUUUCUAGCUGGACAUUCACUCCUUUUUAAAUGAAUGUGUUGAAAUUCACUCAGCUCUCACUUGUUGCAGUGGCAGGUUUAAGCACAGCCAAGCUCUUUUUUUUCUUUGAAGUUCCUUAGAUUUCCAUUCUGAAGGCAGUAACAUUUAUUAACCAUGUAAUUUUCUCUUUGUCUGUUCUUUUGUCGGUCCUUGGUUGCUGCUCUGCGGUCGAUUUUACUGGUGAAUAUUGUCACUAAGUCCUACCUAUGUAGCUAAAGUUACAGUAGCUUGCAUCAGAGAGCCAAAAAGCUAGUCAUUAGCUGAACAACAGCUUAUGUUUGCUUUGUGAAAAGCCAUGGUUAACUUGCAAGUCUUACCUUCUGCCAACCUGAAGCACUAAAUCUACAAGCAGAGAAACGUUAGCUUUACCAGUUUAGCGGUACGGAUGUUCGACUUUGAAGGAAAGAGUGCUAGGGAAGUGAGUCUCCCGGACAUUCACUGGUGCUACAUGCUGCCGUUUCUACAACUACUUCAUCUGUUACAGGUGUGUAGUGUGCAACAGGUGAAAACUGAACAGCACUUUGGACUAUUUGAUGAUAAUAGGCAAUCAUUGUUUUGUGGGGGUAUUAUUGCUAAACUAUUUUUUAAAUAUUGUCUGUUAUUUUGCACCAGGCUAGUUAACAGUAGUCCUAGCUGCUUUAUGUCACUACCUUAUACAAAAAUAGAGGUAACAUGGAAAAGGUCAAAGACUUCAUUUUCUCUUUGUGUUGAGGAAUAAUUUCUAGCACUCCUUUAAAAGUUGUAACAUGCUGUAUCUGCACAGUCCAUCCCUUCAGUAAUAUAGAGGAUGAAAAUGAUAGCUCCUCCCAUCACAUUGUAUCAUCUGUAUUGAUAAGGGAAGAAUAGUAUUCUUGAAUUUAAAACUAAUAAAUCUGAAGUUACCCUGUAUUCCAGAUAGUUGUGUAGAAAACAUAAUGGACUGCAGUUCGAAUAGGAUAUAUUGUUUUGUCUCCCAAGGAUGCUCUGGGUCAUUGUUACUAGUUGUUUAGCUUUGUCAGGACAGCAUCAGCACACAAGUGAACAAAUAAGUAAAGUUAGAUGGAUGAUGUUGUUCCAUCAGUGUAGCCAUGGACACAUUAGCAUUCACUAUAUGUACUAUGUGGUCAAAUCUAAAUGUGGCAGGAGCAUCGGCAUCCCAGGGGGCCCUUGAUGCAGUUUGGGUCCCAGCACAUCUGUAUAUAGAGGUUUUAGUGGAUUGCCUACAUUGGCUCAUUCUUGAAGACAAAACAGCGGCUUUGUGGAGAAAAAAAACACUGCAUUUGGUUUCAGUGGCCACUGUGCACAGGCUGGCUAGCCAAAAUCGCCUACAGUCCCCAUCACACUGUCUCCAUGUGCUUCCAUGUAACCCUUACCACGUUGUACUUAGCUUCUUUUAGAAACUACAAUGUAAGAGUUAUGAAGUAAGAUGCUUUAUCACCUCAAAUCACUGUGUACAUGAUCAUAGAUAAUCUUGAAACUAGUCUUUUUGAGCCAUGUAUUCUUUAGGUUUGUUCAUCGAGAACGGGUGCAUAUCAGAACUGUAUGGUGGGGGGAUUUUAACAACCUUGCAGACCUAGAACACAAACUUUGAAUACAAGACUAUCUAUGCAGAAAUGUUUUUUUAAAGGUUCAACAAGCUUUUAAAAAGAAUAAUGUAGCUUCUGUUUUUCUAAUUUAUUCUUCAGUUUACUUCAGUGGAGGGUAUGUCCUUCAUGAAUAAUCCCUAGCAUCUCAUUAAUUUUCUAUUUAUUUAUAGAGUUAAAGUCUUUUGUCUUCACUUUAAGUGUUUUGUCAUCUGCUUACCGAGAAAUAAAGCUCAUCUGGGAUAAAGGUU